Molecule: messenger RNA, 909 nt
Organism: Phasianus colchicus (ring-necked pheasant)
Lineage: Eukaryota; Metazoa; Chordata; Aves; Galliformes; Phasianidae
Source: RefSeq, a predicted model, not a curated record
AUGUCUAUACUCCACACAAAGAGCUCACAAGUUCCCUAUCCUGAAGACGUGUUGUUCAGAAGAAAUCAAAAGAAUGAUCCUGAAGCAUUCUUGAAUAAUAAUGAACUCAUUACAUACAAAGGGUACCCCAGCAAAGACUACAAAGUAACCAUCUUCAGUCAUUAUCUCAUUACUAUUAACAGAGUCUCCUGUGGUACAUUUGCAAAACCUGCUGUAUUUCUCCAACAUAGACUACUGGGAGAUGCCUAUAAGUGGGUCACAAACCUGCCCAACAACAACUUAACCUUCAUGCUAGCUGAUGCUGGCUAUGAUGUUUGGAUGGGAAACAGUAGAGGGAAUCACUGGUCCAGAACAUUGAAAUUAUUCCAAGAUGAGUUCUGGGCUUUCAGUUUUGAUGAGAUGGCCAGGUUUUAUCUUCCAGCAGCAAACAUCGUGAAUAAGACUGGACAGGAAAAGCUAUACUAUAUUGGUUAUUCACGAGGCACCACCAUUACUUUCAUUGCUUUUUCAGCAGUGCCAGAACUGGCACAGAACAUCAAACUCUUUUUUGCUUUGGCACCUGUCACUGCUAUUAAGUAUGCCAGAAGCCCAGCAACAAAACUCCUUUAUCUUCCUGAAAAACUGCUCUGGGGUUUGCUUGGCAAAAGAGAAUUCUUUACCCAGACUGAAUGUCUAAGGAGGCUGAUAGUCCCUUUCUGCAGCCACCAUGUUUUUGCCAAGCUUUGUAGAAAUGUCUUCUUCAGUGUGGGAGGCUAUCACAUGAAUAACAUUGACAUGAUAUACUAUGUGUGUCUUCUGGGGCUGACCAGUACUCCAAAAGGAGUAUGUGAGAUGAGGAUGAGGACCAAGACAGAGGUUUAUCCAGACAUCCUCUGUCUUGUUCUGGGCUCCUGCCCUACAUUUUCCUAG